AGAUACAUCUGGCGAGUUAUCGAUUACGAUUGUCAAUUCUAGUUUGUUCUGGUGCCAUUUUCGUUACAUUAUUGCUCAAUGAAAAAAAGUGAAUUUCGUGUUAUAAUUGAUAAAGCAUUUUCUCCAGAUGGAUUAAAUCACCGUUGAUACAAAGCAUUGGUUAAUAACGAAUAUGUCAAAACAAGAAAAAGUAAGGACGGGAACAGCAGAUGGUUGGUUUGAGGGAUGGUUCGGACGCCAAAAAAUAAAAAACACCAGUAAUGCAACCAUUCCCAUCAAAUUAAAUACACUUGAUAAUAAUGUCAGCAUUGACCGUCAAGCACUGGAAAAUGAAACUUUAAAUGACAGUGAAAUAGACAUGAAGUUUUUAGAAAUUCUGGAAGAUAUGAAUAUUCCUAAAGAUAAACGUGAACCGCUUUUAAAGAAAACUCCUGCUGAAAAGCGGAAAAUGGUAUUUAUGCAUCUAAAAGGUAAAAAUUCUAACGAACAUCGCUCCAGCUCUCGAUUCGAAAAGCCAUUGGAUUAUAUUGAGUAUCUGCGUAACAAAGAACACAACGAAAAUAAAAUUUAUCAAUGCCUAGAGAGCUUGCGGGUAGCUCUUACGAGCAAUCCCAUUUCAUGGAUUAAAGAGUUCGGAGAAGAUGGCAUAAAUGAAAUAACUUUGUUGUUGAGACGCUGCUUAAAAGAACGUGGAUUUGACCGAAUCGAGUUAGAAUGCAUUCGUUGUCUGAAAGCUGUAAUGAAUAACACAUGGGGUUUAAAUUUAGUAUUAACACCUGAGUUGCACACAGUCGUAUUAUUAUUGGCACAAUCUUUGAACCCCCAAAAACCACAAACGAUGUGUGAAGCUGUAAAAUUACUGGCAUCAUUCUGUCUUGUUCCUGAACGUAACGGUUAUGAUAAAGUUCUUCGAGCUAUAACUACUGCCGCUUCCAACAAAUAUAAAACAAGUGAACGCUUUAAACCCAUCGUUGAUGCAUUAUUUAUCGACGGAAAAUGCGACCAAAAAAGAGAUUUAGCUUGUCAUAGUCUUAUUUUCAUUAAUACUUUAACAAACACACCCAGUGAUUUAAACUUUCGUUUACAUUUACGCUGUGAAAUAAUGAGAAUGGGACUUUAUGAAAGAUUUGAUUUGUUUAAAGACAUUGUUUCUAAAAGUAAUAAUGACUCUUUAAAGCAACAUUUUAAAAUUUUCAAUGAAAUAAGAGAAGAUGAUUUUGAAGAAUUCACGCAAAGGUUUGAAAAUGUUAGUUUUAACAUGGACGAUAUGGCAGAUUGUUUUGAAGUACUUAAGAAUCUUAUAACAGAUACCAGUUCGGAACCAUAUUUUUUAUCAAUACUUCAACAUUUACUAUAUAUAAGAGAUGAUUUCUAUUUUCGGCCAGCAUAUUAUCAAUUGAUUGAAGAAUGUAUUCAACAAAUAGUAUUACAUAAAGGCUAUUGUGACCCAAAUUUUGAUAAUCGUACAUUUAAUAUUGAUACAUCAUUAAUAUUAGAUGAUAUCGUUGAAAAGGUAAAAGCCAAAGAAAUAAGGCGUUUCGAAGAAUUUGAAAAAAAAAUUGAAGAAUUGGAAAUCGCGAAGCAAGAAGCUGAAGCUAAAGUUGCGCAUUUAGAAGAACAGAUGAAAUUUAGAACUAAUAAUGAUUCUAUAAAAUGUAGUGACAAUGUACUACAGUUGCGUACUUCACAAACAGAAUGUAAUAAACCGAAGACUUCAACAACGACACCAAAACCACCUCCACCACCACCACCUCCUGCGCCAUCGUUUAUGAAAGGACAACAACCACCACCACCACCACCACCUCCACCAAUACCGAACUGUCCAGCUCCACCACCACCUCCAGGUUUUGGGCCGCCGCCUCCACCCCCUCCAAAUUUCGGAUUGUUAUCGUUGCCUGGACAGUGCAAACAAUCCUCUGUUUUGGUUAAUGAACUUCCAAAUGGUUUGAAACCGAAGAAGAAAUGGGAGGUAGGAAAUCCAAUGAAACGAAUAAAUUGGAAAGUUGUAUCACCACAAAAAAUUUCGGAUAAAUCUUUUUGGCUUAAUUGUGAAGAAGAUCGUUUAGCUUCAAAGCAAUUACUUUCUGAACUCUCCGAAAAAUUUUCAUCAAAGCCAGUAAAGAAAUACCAAAAAGAUGCGGUUGAUAAAGCAAAUACCCUAGUAAAGAAGAAUAUAAGCUUACGUGUACUAGAUUCUAAAUCAGCUCAAAACUUAGCAAUAUUGCUUGGGGGACCAUUAAAACAUUUAUCAAAUGAGCAAAUUAAAAUUUGUCUUUUGCGCUGUGAUACCGAUAUAUUAUCAUCAAACAUAUUACAGAAUUUAAUUCAAUAUUUACCAUCAUCAGAUCAACUAAAACAACUGCAAGAUAUAAAAGAAAAAGGAGAACCGCUAUCACCAGUAGAACAAUUUGCUGCUACCAUUAGCGAAAUAAAAAGAUUGGUGCCUCGCCUUCAAAACCUUAAUUUUAAACUAACAUACUCUGAUAUCAUUCAAGAUAUUAAGCCUGAUAUUGUAGCUGGAACAGCGGCGUGUGAAGAAGUUCGCAACAGUAAAAAAUUUGCAAAAGUUUUAGAACUAAUUUUAUUAAUGGGGAAUUAUUUGAACUCGGGAUCAAAAAGCGAAGCUGCUUAUGGAUUUGAAAUGUCAUACCUCGCAAAACUGUGUAAUACUAAAGAUGUUGAUAACCAGCAUACUAUUUUGCAUUAUUUAGUAACAGUAAUUGAAAAUGAGUUUACGGAUAUACUACAUUUCUAUAACGAUUUAACACAUGUUGACAAAGCUUCUCGAGUGAAUUUAGACUCGAUUCAAAGAGCUAUGCGUCAAAUGACUUCUGCUCUAAAGUCACUAGAAACAGAUUUACAAAAUAAUAAAGUACCUCAAUGCGAUGAUGAUAAGUUUAAUGAAAUAAUGAGUGAAUUCUCAUAUGACUGCCGUCAGCAAGUUGAUGUGCUAGGAAAAAUGCAAGUUCAAAUGGAAAAGCUUUACAAAGAUUUGGGAGAAUACUUUUCAUUUGACCAUACCAAAUAUUCAAUGGAGGAAUUCUUUACUGAUCUUAAGGCAUUCAAGGACGCCUUUAUACUAGCACAACAAGAUAAUGUUCACCAACGCGAAGAAGAAAAUAAGAAACGGAGAAUGCAGGAUGCUCGAGAACGAUUGCUACGCGAACAGUUAGAACGGCAACAACUGAAAUUAGCACUUGUUGACAUGGAUUCUACACAAACCCAGGAAGGGGUGAUGGAUAGUUUAUUGGAAGCCUUACAAACUGGAACUGCUUUUGGAAAUCGAAACCAAAGGCAAAGGCGACCGCGACCUUCAGGCGCCGAACGACGAGCACAACUUAGUAGAAGCCGCUCUAGAACACGCAUUGGUACAAAUGCAUUUGCGACAUGCGAGAGUUUUUCACAUGACAACUUUUUACAGAAAAAUAAUCAGAUUUAAUUGCCUUUUACUUUUCUUAAUUUAUAAUAA
This is a messenger RNA of Zeugodacus cucurbitae (melon fly), 3469 nucleotides long. RefSeq names its product protein diaphanous (gene dia). The coding region runs from base 173 to 3439 and encodes 1088 amino acids. Gene Ontology annotation, biological process: actin filament polymerization; actin cytoskeleton organization. Gene Ontology annotation, molecular function: small GTPase binding; microtubule binding; actin binding. The transcript has 5 exons. Lineage: Eukaryota; Metazoa; Arthropoda; Insecta; Diptera; Tephritidae. The record is from RefSeq and is a predicted model, not a curated record. Gene Ontology annotation, cellular component: actin filament; cytoplasm.